This is a messenger RNA of Nannizzia gypsea CBS 118893, 894 nucleotides long. RefSeq lists its product as hypothetical. Gene Ontology annotation, biological process: protein depalmitoylation. Gene Ontology annotation, molecular function: carboxylic ester hydrolase activity; palmitoyl-(protein) hydrolase activity. Lineage: Eukaryota; Fungi; Ascomycota; Eurotiomycetes; Onygenales; Arthrodermataceae. Gene Ontology annotation, cellular component: cytoplasm. The transcript has a single exon. The coding region runs from base 1 to 894 and encodes 297 amino acids. The record is from RefSeq and is a predicted model, not a curated record.
AUGGCGACACAAACAGAACCUGAACCGACUGAGCAUCCCAUUCCUUUUCCAGAGCCGACCAUAAUACCUCCUAGAAGCAAGCAUACCCAUACUCUCAUACUUCUUCACGGUCGGGGCGGCGCUGGUCGGGUGUUUGGGGCCGAGAUAAUUACCACAAUCUUAACUGCUCCAAGCCCCGAUAAUACUCUUCCGAAACGCUUUCCGGGACUCAAAUUUAUAUUCCCUUCCGCAAAGACGACUCACUCAGCUCAAUGGGACUUAUAUCUUCCCCAAUGGUUUGAUCGUGGUCCGAUUGGUUCCCCAGCCAAAGAGCAUAAUGAUUUACUUUAUGGGGGACUUAGAGAAUCGACAAAACACCUGCGAACAAUAAUUGACUCCGAGGUGGAACUCGUUGGUGCAAAGAAUGUUGUCAUUGGAGGUCUGAGCCAAGGUUGUGCGCAAGCACUCCAUGUUCUACUGAGCUAUGCAAACGAUGAGCAUUGUGCCUUGGGCGGGCUGGUGGGUAUGAGUGGAUGGCUACCAUUUAAAGAACAAAUAGCAGGCUUCAUUUCAAACGACCAAGAAGGACAAAAGGGAGAAGACGAAGGGCCACGGCACUCGAGAGCCUUGCAAGCUAUGAAUUACGUUUGCCAGUCGGUGUUGGAUUUGCCCCCCAUUACUGCAGAAGCAGCUAUCGCUUCUCUAUCUACACCUAUAUGGCUGGCCCAUGGCGGUAUGGACAGGACUGUCACACCAAAUCUGGGAGAGGCUGCAGCACAAACACUUGAAAAGCUUGGCUGGGAUGUAACCUGGAUGCUUUAUGAUGAACUUGAACACUGGUUCGCUCCAAUGGAGCUGGAGGAUAUGGCUAUAUUCUUGAGUACAAGAGCUGAUAUCCCGGAGGCAAGCCAGUAA